AUGGGAAGAUUCGUUAAACCAAAGCAACUGAGAGAAGUAUUUGAAAUAUUAUUUAAAACAACUGUAAAAGAAGUUGAAAUACCAUUAGAUAUAGCAGAUCAUUCGCUUGGUAUUGCUUUUCUCGCCUUUGAACAAUCAGAAAUAAAAAGCAAAUUACUUGAUUUACAAAAACAACAUCAUUAUAUUUUCCUACGAAGUGAAUUGUGGAAUGGUCCACAAAUCAUCAAGCCUUAUCCAUUUUUAAACAGUUAUACAGAGGAAGAAGAAGAAAAUCUUGAGAUUCUCAUGGCGAUGAACGAUUCCGUUCAUCAUUUGGCAUAA
This is a messenger RNA of Rotaria socialis, 321 nucleotides long. The record is from the annotation of a GenBank genome assembly. Lineage: Eukaryota; Metazoa; Rotifera; Eurotatoria; Philodinida; Philodinidae.